CCACUUCCCACUUACUGCUGUCCUCCGGAACCAUACGUAAUGGUCACGUUCCCCGGGGACCUGUUUUGAUGUGACACCACGGGAGGACAGAGCAGCAGGCUGUGGUGGUUCAGGCGGACUACGAGGCGCCCCGUGCCGUGUGUCUCCGCCCUCGCCGGAAAUGCGCACCUGAAUAUAAUUAAUCAAUAAAUGUCCUUUCCACACGUCUCCUAUGCGUCCUUAUUCAAUAAAUGCAUGCAUGUGGCGGUAACGAUUCUAACCCCUCAAUGUCUACUGGUGGAGACAUGCUGGACUACCUGGUUCACUCGGGUAAUAUCAGCAAACCUGACGGUCUGUACGCUACCUGGUUUCACAGAGCCAACAACAAGGAGCAAAUGAACAGCGCUCUCAGAAGCGAUGCUAUGAUCCUGGAGGCUGAUGUCACUCUGGAGGGUUAUAACACACCUGCUAUGAAACCAAUACCUAUCAUGGCCCACCCACCUGAUGUCUAUAGUGACAACACUCUGGACCAAUGGUUGGAUGCUGUGCUGGCCUCUAGAAAAGCCAUGAAGCUGGAUUUUAAGUCUCUGGAAUCAGUGGGUUUGUCACUGGACGUGCUUAAUAAAAAGAACAGUCACAGAAGAAUAGACAGACCUGUCUGGCUUAAUGCAGACAUCGUUCAAGGUCCCAACGUGCCAGCCUUUGUGCCUCCAGUCAAUGGAACCAGAUUUCUGGAGUUGAUUCAGGAGAAGUUUCCAGAUGUGACAUUGUCUCCUGGAUGGAAGGUGCUCUAUGUUCCUCCACCAGUCCCCUCGCAAACCUAUAGCAGGGCCAUGAUGGAAGAAAUGUAUGAUAUGAUCAAAGACGUGACCCAAAAGGUGACGUUCCCAGUUCACGCCCUGUUGGUUCGCAGUGGCUGGGAGCACAUCAGCUGGCUCCUCAACCAGUCACCACGGUUCAGUCUGACAUUGUGGCAGGGCUCAAUUCACCCAAACGUCAGUGACCUGCUGUUUGUCCGAGACAACACCGACCCUGCCAGAGUCUACUACGAUAUAUAUGAACCCACGCUGUCUGAAUUCAAACAGGCUGUAGAGGAGCGGGGUCGUCUGAGGAGAUUCUAUCCUGGAGGAGACCUGAUGGACUUCCUCUAUCCAACUGUACGCAGCAGCCUGGAAGUCCAAUGGUUCACAGUCACUGACCGGACCUCCCUGUUAGUCCAACUUUCAGAUGGUGCUGGUGGUAUGUUGCUGGUUCACGUGGCUUCUGACAGCAACCAACCUGGAGUCCCUGUGGUGGAAGGUUCUGGAAAAGGCUCAGAGGCCCUUACACUGCAGAUGGUGCUGGUGGUAUGUUGCUGGUUCACGUGGCUUCUGACAGCAACCAACCUGGAGUCCCUGUGGGUGGAAGGUUCUGGAAAAGGCUCAGAGGCCCUUACAACUGCAGGUAUUUUAUGA
Molecule: messenger RNA, 1433 nt
Organism: Larimichthys crocea (large yellow croaker)
Lineage: Eukaryota; Metazoa; Chordata; Actinopteri; Sciaenidae
Gene: fam151a
Product: family with sequence similarity 151 member A
Exons: 12
Coding region: 231-1433 (400 amino acids)
Source: RefSeq, a predicted model, not a curated record